Messenger RNA from Sinocyclocheilus grahami, 1378 nucleotides. RefSeq names its product zinc finger protein 410-like. The transcript has 10 exons. The annotation marks the transcript as partial. Lineage: Eukaryota; Metazoa; Chordata; Actinopteri; Cypriniformes; Cyprinidae. The record is from RefSeq and is a predicted model, not a curated record. Gene Ontology annotation, biological process: regulation of transcription by RNA polymerase II. Gene Ontology annotation, molecular function: DNA-binding transcription factor activity, RNA polymerase II-specific; RNA polymerase II cis-regulatory region sequence-specific DNA binding.
UGCGCCCCGCUAGAGCUGCCAGAGAGCACUCUGAGUCAUGCCGCCUCCCCGUCGCUGUCAGACUUCGGCCCUGAGCGAAGCCCAUUGGUGGUUCAGCUGCAGACUCCUCCCCCUCCAGCACAAACCCCGCCCACCAUCCUGCAGGACCUCCAGAACCACGACAGCUCGUCUUACGUUCUGCUCAACCUAGCCAAAGGGUUGGUGGCGUCGGCCGAGCCGCUGGUGUUCGUUCAGGACGAUGUGGACGAGGCGCAGGAGGAGGUUUCGGCUGGAGACUGCGCUGAUGACAGCGUGCCGUGGUACCUGCGGGUCCAGGAGCUGGCUCACGACAGCCUGAUCGCCGCCACACGCGCACAGCUGGCCAGAGACGCGCGGGCCGGCAGCAACAGUGACCACAUCCACAGCUGUCAAUCAGAGCCUCGGGUCGGUCGUGCCGCGUCAGAGAAGAUCCACCGAUGCUCGUAUGAGAACUGCCACCGGACCUUCACCUAUCCAGCUCACCUUAAAUACCACCUGAAAACACACAGGAACGACCGUACGUUCCGCUGCGGAGCCGAGGGUUGUGGGAAGAGAGAAAAGCCCUUCCUGUGUGAUGUUGAUAGCUGUGGCCGAUCUUUCGCAGAAUAUUCCAGUCUGCGCAAACACAUGCUCGUACACUCUGUUUCAGGAGAAAAGCCCUUCCUGUGUGAUGUUGAUAGCUGUGGCCGAUCUUUCGCAGAAUAUUCCAGUCUGCGCAAACACAUGCUCGUACACUCUGGUGAGAAGCCGCACGUGUGCUCCAUCUGCGGGAAGACAUUCUCUCAGAGCGGCAGCAGAAACGUCCACAUGAAGAAGAGACACAGCGAUGAGACGCUGCCUCCUGACAGCAGAGACACGGGUGAAGCGCUCACUCAGAGCAGUCUGCUGGAGGCGGACUCCGGCGGUGAUUCGAUGGUCAGCGUGAAUCUGCAUCACGCCAUCUUACCAACUCAAGGUGCGGCGGUCGUGGUUCUGACUCCGCCCCAUGACCUGGUCACCAUGACGACGGGCCACGGCUACAGCGAUGACGUGGUCGCUCUGCUCUAACAGCUGCUUUUGUAAAUAAACUCUUUUAGGAAAAACACGCUUCUCCAUUUCAUCAUCAAAAACACUAACGAGUGGGAACAUCUCAAACUCCUUCAAAUGAGACAUUUCUUUGUAUUAACUGCAAUGUGAAAAUAAACAUCAACAAAAUAACUCCUCCUCACAAGUGACAUGCCAAUAAACUAAGCAUGAGAUUCUGCCUUUAUGAGACGUCAGGUAUACACAUGUGAAACCCUGAAACGCACCGCUAAAGGAAGACUGGAGGAGGAUGAGUGUUUUCAAACUUCAAAAAUGAAACAAUGAGGAGAAAAGGGUU